GUAUAACGCGUCUCAGUGGCCCGCAGUUUACGCCUCUUCUCCACCACCAUCUCUGCUUCGGUCCGAAGGAGGGAAUUUAUGGCCAGCCAAGACCCGCCCCGGAUAUCUGCAUGGUGGAUGGAACUAUCAUGACGACAGGGAGGUGCAUCUGCUCGGCCAUGUCCCGGGGCUCCCCUCCUGCCCCAGUGCGGAGAACACUCGGUAGUGGAGAUACCGCCAACGACCAGCCCCCAGCCCCCAACCCAUCCGUAUAUCAAUCAGAUCGCCCCACACUCGCAAUGAUAUCACACCGUCUUCAGAGCGCUCUUGAGCUUCGUCCGUCGCCAACAUGCAUAUCUCUUCCUUCCUAGGUCUCAUCUCGGCCGCCCUGCUCGUCGGAGCUCAGGAUAUCGAUCCCACCGCGGACUUGAACUCCUUCGGGAACAACACUCUCUUCAACCGAUGGCGUCCCCAGUACCAUUUCCUCGCUCCUGCCGGCUGGAUGAAUGACCCCUGCGGAGCUGUUUACGAUCCCAGCCGUGACCUCUACCACUUGAUGUACCAAUGGCACCCUCACCACGUGCAAUGGGGUAACAUUUCGUGGGGCCACGCCGUAUCCAAGGACUUGGUGACUUGGACGGACAUGCACGACUGGCGCGGAGACGCGGCCACCUCUCUCGCUCCCGGCCCAGGUGAGUACGACGAGCUGUCCGUAUUUACCGGUACCAUCCAGCCGGUCAACAUCACCGGUGGAAACGAUGGCACACUCCUCGCCUUCUACACUUCGAUCCGUGCCCUCCCCACGAACUGGAGGCUGCCGUACAUUCCCGGAACCGAGAGCCAGAGUUUGGCCACUUCGGUGGAUGGCGGAAAGACGUGGCAGAAGUACGAGGGAAACCCCGUCAUCGAGGGACACCCCGAGGGCUGGAAUAUCACCGGUCUGAGGGAUCCGUUCUUUGAGGCGUGGCCCGAAAUGGAUGCGCUGCUCGGACAGGAGGAGGAUCACUUCUACAUGGUCAUGGGAUCGGGAAUCAAGGACGUUGGCCCUCGCAUCCCGCUGUACUCGGCAAAGAAGAAUGAUCUCACCAAGUGGACAUUCCUGGGUGCUCUCUGGGAGCCGAACAUGAACGAGACGUUCGGGGAUAUUGAGGUUACUGGAUCUUUCGGCUUCAACUUCGAAGUCUCCAACUUCUUUUCCCUGAAGGACAGCACUGGCAAGGCCCACUACUACGUCACGAUGGGUGCCGAGGGAGGCAGCAUCCCCAGCCACGGCCGCUGGUCCCUCUGGAGCGAGGGCCAGGUCACCCGCCGCCAAAACGGUUCUGCCGAGUUCGACGUCCUCUCCUCCGGCGUUGCCGACUGGGGUAACCUCUACGCCUUGACCGCCUUCAACGACACCAAGAACGACCGCCGCGUGCAGUGGGGUUGGUCCGAAGAAGACAUGGGCAACUACGGUGUCCGAGCCCAAGGCUUCCAGGGUGCUUUAGGUCUCCCACGUGAAGUCUUCGUAAAGGAGACCCACAACAUUAUCUCGGAGCCCGGAAACCCCAUCGCCGCCAAAUCCGACAGCUACCUCUCCCAGCACGCCAACGGCACGUUCACCGCGCGAACUCUCGGAGUCCGCCCCCUCCCCGAUGUCGUCGCCGGUCUCCAGCGCGGAUGCAAGCCGCAGCGCUUCCACCCCGCCAUCACCAACGGCACCGCGUACCUCCCCCUGCGCUCCGCCCACUUCCAUCUGCACGUGACGCUCUCCACCUCCGCCCCCGCGGGUCUCACCAUCCUCUCCUCGCCCACCUCCGGCGAGGAGACCCGCAUCAUCUACGAUCCCAGCGCACACACCAUCUCCGUCGACCGCACCAAGUCCUCGCUGAUCGCCGAAUUCGGCAACACCACCGCCUACGGCCACUACUUCGCGCCGCUCCUUGCAGGCGGAAAGCGCGAGGGGAUCACACUCGACGUGUUCGUGGACGGCUCGCUGAUCGAGAUCUUCGCCAACGACCGCUUCUCGCUGACUACUCGUGCUUACCCCUCGAAGGAGGAUGCGCAGAGAGUCGCUGUCUGGGGCAAUGGCGCGGCUUGGUCCGAUAUCGUUGCUUAUGAUCAGCUCAGGAAUGCUUUCCCGCAGAGACCAGCCAACUCCUCCGCCGAACUGGUCUGGGACGGGCCGGAGAACAGUGGGAACUUCACUUACUGGCCUGGCUGGUAAAUGUGUAUAAUGUAUGCGAGUAAUGGCGGAUGAUUGCGAGUCUGUAACAUGAGUUAAUGUUGGUAAAUACAUGUAAUGAAAUUCAUCAAGAGACGAGACAAUAUCCGAGUUGUGUGUAUAACUGCAUGGGUGCGAGACUUCAAUGGCAAUGACGUAGUGAUCC
Messenger RNA from Tricharina praecox, 2348 nucleotides. RefSeq names its product sucrose-6-phosphate hydrolase. The record is from RefSeq and is a predicted model, not a curated record. Gene Ontology annotation, molecular function: sucrose alpha-glucosidase activity. Gene Ontology annotation, biological process: sucrose catabolic process. Bases 329 to 2185 code for a protein of 618 amino acids. NCBI's taxonomy places the organism in Eukaryota, Fungi, Ascomycota, Pezizomycetes, Pezizales, Pyronemataceae. The transcript has 4 exons.